AUGAAUAGGCUUCCCUCUUCCCCCAUCGUAGGCUUGCCGGAAUUAUCAGAGCUUCCGCGGCCGAUCACCAAUUCUCUCCCCGCUACCGCUUCAAGGGGUUCAAACCUCGAGGAAUUCAAUGGUUUGUGGGGUAUCGAAGAGGUCCUUUUCGGACUUAGCGAUCGCCACACCGGGGCGGUUACGUGUUUAUUACCUCAGGAACGCGUCGCGGCGCCGCGGAUGACGCUAUUCCCGGAAUGGGCGAAGCGGGUGUUUUUUGAGGAGAGCCAAUGGCUGGAGCGGUUUGAUCGGCUGUGGGAGAGGGGGCGGUGUGAGGAAAGGACAACCGUUGAGGCCGCCUCCGGAGACUCCGCGCCGGGCGGUGUUUCCCAUGCCGUAGACUCUCCAAGUGAGGGAGAUAACCCACCCUCUGCCAAGUUGGUUUCCACGCCGCCAUUGUUAUCAUCACCGAGUAAGGUUGCCAUGAAUAAUCUGAAAGAUAGCAGUGAGGUAUGGGAUGGCGGAACUUUCGUCUCUUCGAUCUCAAACCCCUCGUUUCCUCCGCUCUACGCGGAUGUUUUAGGUCGCCCGAAGAUUGUGCGUUGCUUACUCUACAACUUCCUUGCCAACCCAACCUACUGGCGGGAUGCGGUCGAUGAGCUUCUCCAGCUCGCGGAGGAAAAGGUGUGGAGCCUCGGCAUCGGAUCGACCGACGGCCAUACGGACUUUAAGGCGAGUCAGUGGAGUUUAGAGCAUCUAUUGCGGCCGAUGGAAUCUGUUGUGUUUUACUCGCCCGGCUUGCGUGAAGUGUUAUGGCGGGUGCUCGAUAUGAGCCCCGAGUCCUUCAUUGGUCCGGUUGCCAUGUGGUUUGCUUUUGUUGUUGCUCACCGGCAGGAUGCCGCGCUUCUGCGCUCGCCGCACCAGCCUCCGUUUAGUUUUUCGGAGGUGAAUCCAACGCUAACGCCUCAUGAUUUCGAUUACCGCCGGUUUGGAUCUGUAAAAACGAAUUUGGCUGUGGCCUCCGAGGGCUGCAAAAGGGAGACGACGCCUUGUGGCUCCCCGCGAGGCGGGCCUCUCGACGCGCUGACGGAGGAGGAGUGGAGGGGUAUGUCAGAAACACAACAAAUCGAGUUGUUGUUUGGUAAGGAUGCGGUUUCAGAGCUUGCGACUGCGACAACGGCGGUUCUGAAGGGAAAUUCCUCAGAGGGUGGCGAUAUUUUCGUUUUUAAUCCGUCUUCAACACGUUCACGCCUAAGUGGUGAUAGUGAUAAUGGCUCAGAUUCUGAAAAUACCUCUGAUUUGUUAGACCAACCACCAAGCCCAGAGUCCGGGGUGGAUUUCACCUACAUAGAUCCAGAAAAGGAAGCUAUGCUUGAGCAGAUGCGACAUGAGAUGCAGCGCUUGUAUGCCUACGAGCUGGAUCAUUUUUUGUUAGGGAUUGUAGAGUGUACGUAUGAUUCCAUGAUGAAGACACCGUGCGUGGACCUCCCACCAAGCUUACAAACAUUUAGUGAAGAGAAACGGAAGCAGACUGCAAUGCCUCGUCCUCGUAAAGACAACGUUCUACGCGACAGCUACUACGCAAAUGGCCUGUUUCGUAACGCCCGAAGUGGAGAAAUUGAGGAUGUUCAUCUGGCCCAAUUAUGGAAGGCAUUUCAAGACGAAGAUACCGGUAUGCUGCUCGAUCAUUGGGUGCAUGUUCGUAGAAGACUGCACGUAGUACAACGUGAGCUUCGUGCCGAGCUAGCGAUUCAGGCGGCGUUUAAGCUUCUUUUUUUUUCGAGAGACGAAGUAAGGGCGGUGACGAACCCGAAGGACUCAUAUCAUCGUCUGUGGAGACUGCAUCAGGAGCUGGUGGAGCUAUUGACACCCGCUGGUACAAAAGUCGCACAUAAGUUAGUAUCAAGUCCAGUUAAAUCGCCGUUGCCCGAUGCCACGCCAGUCGCGCACUCGAUGGAAUACCUUCGGGUACAGUUUCCAUCAUUUGAAUCGCUUCCUCUAGAUCAGAAAGUCUCCUACACAUGCUUUGGGCGCGACCAUCUCCUAAAUGUAAAAGACAACGAUACAUUACACAAUGCCAUGCAAUGCAGCAAAGACAAUAUAGAAAAGGUAGAACCCUUUGCUUUGUUUUGUGGCUAUUGCCAAGCCAUGCACCCAGCGCAUGAAACAUUCCUUCUCAGCAAUGAUGGUGCGCUCCAACGCAUUUCCAUACGUUAUCUAACAUUGGACCAGAUGCAGAUCGCUUAUCAAUCCCUGACGCCAUUACAAAAGUCUGCUAUUCUCUACUGUUUCCCAGGGUUAUUGGAGAAUGAGGAUGCAGGCGAGAAAUUACCAUACGCCCCAAGAAUAUCAAACACUGAGGUUAAUCUUUCCAAAGGGAAGGAAAUCUCACGCGAGGAAGCCUGUGCUCCAAAGCGCAAUGAAAUUGAGCCUAUUACGUCAGUGGAAUGCAAUGAGGGAAUCAGUUGCGAGGUCGAACUCUCUGAAAGCUGUGGUAGUAGAAAAAAAAGUGAGAUGCAUGCCGAACAGCUGAAUGUGCAGCACGAUUUCCUAGAGUCUAUGCCUACAUCCAAGGUUAAAGACGUGCAAAAGGGUAUGGAGGGGCCAGCGUACAGUCCUAAAGCGUCAUUUUUAAAGGAGGGCUCUAUUAACAUGAAUCAAAAAAACAUGAACGGUGAAAACACGUGUAUCUCUAAGCACUCUACCUCCAUAACACCGUCAUUUCUGACAGACGCUGUUACCGCGCUGGCUAACAGUCUCAACAAAGCCGGCUUGGGAGAUCAACUACAGCAAGUAGCAAACGUUCUUGUGCAGCUUAUCAUAAAGGAAAUGGAUGCAAAUGCACGCAAGGUCGUUAAGCACCGCAUGUGUUCUCGGAAGAAGGGCAGUAAGGAUUCCCCUCCCUCGCGAGUGCAAAAGCGGGGAAAAUCUAGAAAGAAUCAAUCGUCAAAGGAUCACUGA
Molecule: messenger RNA, 2940 nt
Organism: Phytomonas sp. EM1
Lineage: Eukaryota; Euglenozoa; Kinetoplastea; Trypanosomatida; Trypanosomatidae
Source: the annotation of a GenBank genome assembly